AUGAAAGAAUGGCUGAAAAACGGAAGAAGCUUAUGCAACAUUAACACUUAUAAAGUAACUGUCCUAAGUGCACUGUUGCUCAGUGUUUUGGCUAAUGAUUCUCGUGUUCAGCCUUGUUUACUGUUCUGUAAAGAUAAUCAUAUGAAAGAGAUGGAAAGUGAAUGGUCAUCAAAUUUUGUCUUUCCGCUGUUAUCGUUGUUAGAAAAUACCAAAAAUGAAACUGCUGUUUAUGUUCGAUUAUUUGCACUAUAUUUUUCUAACAUUUUUCAACAUUUUUCUAGUAUUUUUUAG
Messenger RNA from Enterobius vermicularis (human pinworm), 291 nucleotides. NCBI's taxonomy places the organism in Eukaryota, Metazoa, Nematoda, Chromadorea, Rhabditida, Oxyuridae. The record is from the annotation of a GenBank genome assembly.